This is a messenger RNA of Phalaenopsis equestris, 1044 nucleotides long. RefSeq names its product protein PIN-LIKES 3-like. Lineage: Eukaryota; Viridiplantae; Streptophyta; Magnoliopsida; Asparagales; Orchidaceae. Gene Ontology annotation, biological process: endoplasmic reticulum to cytosol auxin transport. Gene Ontology annotation, cellular component: membrane. The coding region runs from base 1 to 1044 and encodes 347 amino acids. The record is from RefSeq and is a predicted model, not a curated record. The transcript has 7 exons.
AUGGGUGUCAUGCUUCUCAUUGUGAUUCCAGCUACUUGCGAAGAAAGUGGAAGACCAUUCGGUGACCCAGCCUCAUGCACUUCCCAGGCUUUGGCCUACGCUUCACUCUCCAUGGGCAUAGGCGAUACGUUCUUUUGGUCAUAUGUCUACAACGUUGUGAGAUUAUCAAUGGGAUUUGAAGAAGAAAAGAUGAAGAUCAUCCAACAAGAAUCAUCAUCACCAAUGUCUAUAGAGGAAGGAACAAUAUCAACUCAUGAAAAUGACUCAGUUUGGUUUGAUACUAAAGUCUCAUUUUCUACUAAUGCUGAAAAUAUUCAAGAAACCUCAGGCAUCAAUGUUAGUGUGCCUUCAACAAAUAGCAAGGUCCAAUCAUUAAUGAAAAUGACAAAAUCACUCUCCGAGAGGCCAGCGGUCAUAGCAUUGAGGAGGUUGUUUACCCCAUCAAUAUUUGGAGCGAUUAUUGGACUUACAAUUGGGGUCGUUUCUCCUUUCCGAAGGGCACUAGUAGGUGAAAAUGCACCUCUUCGUUCCCUUCAAGGUGCCCUUAGUUUGUUGGGUGAUGGAGCUGUCCCUGCAACUACUUUAAUAAUUGGAGGAAAUCUUGUCAAAGGAUUUCAUAACUCCAAUAUCAAAAUUUCAGCUGCUGUUGGUGUGGUAAUUGUUCGAUUUCUUCUUUUGCCUUUGACGGGUGUUUGUAUAAUUAAAGGAGCAAUUCAUUUUGGCAUUCUUCACCCAGAUCCACUCUAUCAUUUUGUUUUGUUGGUGCAAUAUGCUCUUCCACCUGCAAUGAAUAUGGGUCGAUGGCAAUCCAUUGAGGGUGUAGUGAGUAAUAUCUUCCGGAUCGAGAGAGGCUCCUGCAGCGGCAAGAUUGUCAACCUUCUCCUUGACUUCGGAGAGGUAUUGAUUCAUGGAUUUGUUGAGCAUAUUGAGGUUCCGCAGUUCAUUCUUCAAGCGGAUGAUGCGGGAUUGGCACCGAAGGAAGCAGCGAAUGAAGCGGAUGUCAUGAGAUCCGGUGAUAUUAGAGCGAACCGGAGGAGGUUGUAG